Molecule: messenger RNA, 4779 nt
Organism: Rhineura floridana
Lineage: Eukaryota; Metazoa; Chordata; Lepidosauria; Squamata; Rhineuridae
Gene: INSC
Product: INSC spindle orientation adaptor protein
Exons: 15
Coding region: 303-1919 (538 amino acids)
Biological process (GO): regulation of asymmetric cell division; establishment of mitotic spindle orientation; apical protein localization
Cellular component (GO): apical cortex
Molecular function (GO): cytoskeletal adaptor activity; protein binding
Source: RefSeq, a predicted model, not a curated record
CCAAGUGAGGGGAGGAGAAAGAGAAGAGGAAUAAUAAAUCCAAGUGGUUGCAAAAGGGAUUGCAAUGGUGUUUCAUUUGUCCAGGCUAGUUUAGAGAAACCUGGGCAGUUUCUGAUUCAGAAAUGUAAGAAAGUGAAAAACUUGGCUUAUCAUUCAAUCAGCUUAUCUUUUUGACUUCCUCGUAUUCAAGGAGCACAUCACAUAAUUGAAUUUUGGUCUGUGGAGAAGCAUGCAGAUGAGUUGAAAUAACCAUGGCUUUCCUGGCUUUCCCAGUUCAGUGAUGGAUAUCUGCUGUAGGAUUGAUGCUUCCAAUGCAUGCAAUUUUUCCAGCAUCCACGACAUCUUUUUGUGAUGCAGUCAAAAUAAUGUCAAAUGUUAUGCAUUUAAUCCAGGUAGACUCCGUCCAGCGGUGGAUGGAAGACUUGAAGCUCAUGACUGAUUGUGAAUGCAUGUGUAUUCUUCAGUCCAAACCAAUCAGCACAGAAGAAGAUGCCCAGAGUGAAUUUUCUCUGUCAUCACAACAUGGUGCCUGUGAUAACUUGCAGUUGUUGCUGAAAAGAGCUUGGAUUAUAAGCACUGAGCUGACCAGGAUUGUUCAAAAGUUAGAGAAGAACAGAUGGCAGAGGGUCCACAGCAUGACAGUAAAAGUCAACUGCCAUGUCCGUUCAAUGAUAAAUGAAUACAAUGCAUUCACAAGAAAUUCUUGGGAAGAAAUGCAUCAGUAUGAAACAAUGCUAGUGGAAAAAUGUUCUGAACUUACAACAGUUACUGAAAGGUGCAUACAGAUUGAAGAUGAACAGAUAUUAAAGUCUAUGAAAUCUUGUAUUAAUGAUGCCCUAACCACAGUUGCACAGUAUUUUGGCCAACUGAUAGAACUAGCUUUAACCUAUGAAAUAAAGAACCUGGUGAGGGAAAUAGAUUCAUCAGAUAAUCUGUAUUCUGCUGAAUCAGCUACCAGCAACUUAUUCAGUCUUACCCAGGAAGGUUCUCAUUUGUGUCGCAUCAUUGCUAAGGAAGGAGGCAUUGUUGCCCUCUUUAAGAUCUGCCGUCAGGAUUGCUUCAGGUGUCUUUAUCCUCAGACUCUCAGGACGCUGGCAUCCGUCUGCUGUGUGGAAGAAAGCAUCCAACAUCUAGAAAAGGUUGAUGGAAUAUUAUGCCUGGCUGACAUCCUUACGGACAAUACUCACUCCCAAGCUACCCAUGCAGAGGCGGCAGCAGUGAUUGCUCAGAUUACAUCUCCUCAGCUCACCUUCACUCAUCAUCUCAGCAGUUUCCUAGAGAACAUGGAGGAAAUUGUCACAGCACUUCUUAAAUUGUGCCAAGAGGCCACUUCUGGAGAGGUUUUCUUGCUGGCUUCAGCUGCACUUGCCAACAUCACAUUUUUUGAUACAAUAGCCUGUGAGAUGUUGCUUCAGCUAGAUGCAGUCAACAUUCUUAUAGCAGCUUGUUGGGACAAACAAAAAGUGGAUAGUCCCUAUUCCCGAGAUCAGGUUGUGACAAUAUUAGCAAACAUGUCUGUCCUGGACCAAUGUGCCUCAGAAAUAAUCCAAGCAAGUGGUGUUCAAGUUCUAAUGGAAAUGCUGUUUGAGAAACCGUCAUCUGGGAAUUCACCAGAGGUAGCUGCUUGUGAACGAGUUCAGCAAAAAGCUGCAGUUACGCUCGCCCGGCUGAGCCGUGAUCCUGAAGUGGCACAUGCAGCCAUAAACCUUAGUUGUAUUCCACGCCUCAUAGAACUUUGCAGGUCUCCUGUUGAAAGAAAUAACAGUGACUCUGUUCUUGUUGCAUGUUUGGCAGCAUUACGCCGACUUGCUGUUGUUAGCCCUGAUGGCCUUCAAGAGUCAGAUUUCCAGCAGUUGGUAAAGCCCAGGCUUGUGGAUUCCUUUCUACUUUGUACCAAUAUGGAGGAAAGCUUUGUAUAAACAAACAGAAAAUAUACCAAACAUAGCAGCUAGUGCUAUCAGGACAGUGUAGCUAACAGUUUAUUUAUGAUUAAUUUAUUUUAACUGCAAAGAAACUAGCAUGGGGAAAAAUGAGGCCAUUAAGAACUUUAGAAGAGCCCUGCUGGAUCAGACCAAAGGCCCAUCUAGUCCAGCAUCCUGUUCACACAGUGGCCAACCAAAUGCCUAGGGGACGCCUGCAACAGACAUGAGCACAAGAGCAGUCUCCCUAUUUGUGUACCCCAACAGCUGGCUCUCAGAGACGUACUGCCUCCAACACUUGAGAUAGUACAUAGCCAUCAUUGUUACUGGCCAUUGAUAAGUCUUACCCUCCGUGAUUUUGUCUUUUCUGAUCAGGGGAAGGGAUCAGUCCUGAGCUACAUAGAGCCCUCUUUUCCCUCUUCCCUGGGUUUCUGCAGCAGUACCCUGUCCAUUACACAGAAGAGGAGGCCUGUACAUACCUCUAAUAUGCUGCCAAUGCCCCCUCUUCUGGAUCCUAGCUGACAAUGAUAUGAACUUCGCGGAAGAGAGGAUGGCUGGAUAGGUAUGUGGGAGGAAAGCCCAUAGGUGGACUACAUAGUGCUGGAUAAGUAUAUGGGUACAUGCAGAUUCCCUGUUAAUAUGCAGUAUGUAGCUAUGCUAUAUUUCCCAAAGUGGCAAACUACUCAUAACACACCAACAUGUAAGGGAGAUCCGACAGCCAUUUUUAUUUCCAAAAAAUGCUUUCGAAUGAAGGACACGAUUACUUUUUCCCAGUGGGUGUUUUCCUGUUCCAAAUCACUACUCCCACCCAGCUGCUUCCCCCUUCACAGAGUUCAAGAUGCAUGUUUACCCUCAUCUGGAACUCUGAGCAGUGAAAGGCAGUGUAUUGGCAAGGGUGAAUUUGGAGUAGAAAAACCAUCAGGAGAAAGGGUUUAAUAACUCUCUGCUCAGAAGGGCCCCCUCCUAGAGCUGCUUUUAAUUUUAAACAAUGGCAUUUAGAGUUUCCUUAUAUGAGUAACACCAUGAAUGUCUUGUUGACUGGCCUGAGAAAAUAGCAUAGUAACAGACCCAGAUAUUCAUUGUGAUAUCUUCAUAUUCAGAGUUGGACAGAACCUCUCCAGUAAUACCUCUGGAAGGAAAACCUGUGGCUUUAGGUUAAAAUGUUUACCAUGCUUUUCUUUUUAACACAACUUUAUAUAUUCACAGUGUUAUUAAAACAUAUUAACAAAUGAAAUGGAAACAAAGAAUAUCAUGUAAAUUGUGGGUGCAGUCUGGCUCUUAUUUAAGUCACUGGCAAAAUGAGAUGAUGGAAAUUUAUGAGCUUUAUAUCCAAAGUUGAAUUUUAUGUAGGCAAAUGCUAACAUAAAUUAUGUUAACUAAUGAUCUUGAGAAGGAGAGUCAGGCUGUGUACAAAUGUAAUACUUUUAGUGUAGUGUUGACUAAAUGAUGGUGAAGUUAUCCACAUUAAUGAGAAUAGGUGCUGUGCUGAAAAUUUCUUCUGCAUUUUUCAACUCUUCUCCAUCACUUAAUGAGAAAAGAAACUGCAUCUGAAAAUUGUCAGAGAGGAGAGAAAAUUUUGAUGGCAAUCUCAUGGGUGGGAUGUAAGGCUUUUGUUGUGAUUACCCUACUUUUGAGGUGGCCAAGGGAUGUUUGUGAGGGUCCCUUCUUCCAUUCUACAAACGAUCUCUUCAGUGAUCUGUACUCUGCAUCUCCUUGGCUGCCUGGGCUUCCUGAAAACCCCAUGACAUCCUUGCCUGAGCUUUCCUGUAAGCUUUGGAAGGCAGGGAGGCUAUAUACCAUGCACUGGACAGCUCUUCAUUUUAAAAGUGAAGGCUUUUUACUUUGAAGAAAUCAAUACAGAAAGAUUUUUAUAAAGGCAAAAGGAAGGAUUUCUCUUGAAAACAAAACUACCAAAUACACUGUUCCUCAGGCACUUGGAAGCCACCCUCAACAUGUUCCUGCACUUCAGUUAAAGUCCAGGGGAAGAUACCAUGAGGUAAAGUCUCACAUAGGAUUUUUUCAGAUCAGAAAGCAUGGGCAGCUGGGGAGUCUACGGAGCAAUGAAGAAAUGCUUAAUGGAAAGAAAAACACACAUCGUCCUUGUCCACCUCACAGCAAUAAAUUCAGCUCAACUACUCAACCACCAUCAUUAUAAAGAAAUUCAAAAUUUCAAAGUAUCCUGUGUAUGAGGCAGAAAAUCAGAAGCCUUUCUCACAGGGGAAGAAAACUGUAGGUCAGGUGUGGGGAACCUUUGGCCCUCCAGAUGUUUCUGAACUACAACUCCCAUUAUGUACAUAAAUUUACCAUGUUUGCUGGGGCUGAUGGGAGUUGUAGUUCAGAAACACCUGGAGGGCUAAAGGUUUUCCACAUCUGCUUUAGGGAAAUUGGAGAACAUAGGUAUUUAGCACACCACUAGUGAGAACUAGUUUCUCCACAUGGCUCCUAUGAUCAUCUCGACUUCAGUGGAAUUGUGUGUCUGCUUAAAUUAAGAAUAUUGUAUGACUAUUCUGUAUUCAGCAUCAUUAAGGCCAGCAGGAUUUAAACAUGCAUAAAUAGGAGCACUAUUGCAACCUCAGUGUUUAGAAGGGUUUGUGGCAAAGUGCCAGGUACCUAGUUAAGCUCUUGUUUUCUGAGUGGCAGACCUGCCAGAAACAUUUUCAUAUCAGUGAUUUUCUGUCAGGCUAUUGGAAACACUUUAAACAUAUAUUUAAUGAUUGAACAAGCCUGGCCUGAAAGGCCAGCACGUUAGAGAGUCUUCUUUUGUACACCAUAUGAUACUGGCAUAUGUACUGAAUAUGUGAAUCACAUUUAACUGAAAAUGUUUAAUUAUUAUUAUUUUUUGCUCUGGCAUAUGUUUGCA